CGGACUGAACGUCACAUUCCUGCAUUCCCGUUUUCCUCAGUCUGUCGGAGUUUAGCCACCAGCAGACAGCUAAUCCUCUUCCCCACCGCUCCUUUGGAGAAACGCACCCAUGACACGGCGGAUUUGAUCUGAGGAGGUGAUCCCGGGUUCCCCAGGAGUCAGAGUCUCACUUCGGGUCACUUUCCUUCCUCCCUUCCCCUCCUCCCCUUCCACCCAUCGCAGCGCUGGUUGUCAUGGAGAACUCAUCAGUGGCAUCUGCAUCAUCUGAGGCUGGGAGCACGCGCUCACAGGAGAUAGAAGAGCUGGAGCGCUUCAUCGACAGCUAUGUGCUGGAGUACCAGGUGCAGGGGCUUCUGGGAGACAAGGCAGAUGGAGACUUGGACUUGGACAAUGGCGGCAAGGUGCCCCAGUGGACAGAUGACUGUAACAACAAGAAAGAUGGCAGCUGGACGUCUUCACGGGGGAGAGGCUCAUUCAAGCCAGACGAAUGGGAACACAGCAGUAACGGCAGUACAGGUUCCAGGCCCAGCUCAGGGUCUAGACCAGGAUCCGGCUCACGCUCCGGCAGCAGGGGCAGAAACAACCAGUUCAAAGGCCCUGCCAAGAACGGGAACAGAGAUGGCUCCUUUGACAUCCUGGGGACAGAUAUAUGGGCAGCGAACACAAUGGACUCACACGGAGGUGCAGGUUGGGACGUGCAGCCAGAGAAGCUGGACUUCAGCCAUUUCCACAGGAAACACCUAAGAGGAACGCCAAAGCACCUGCCACACAUUGACAGAGAGGGGAUGAACAAAAACAAGUUUGAGGAAGAUGAUGGCAUAGACAUGAAUGACAUAGAGAGGUUCCUACCCCAUCUGCGCUCUGUCUUCCCACCCCUUCCUAACGAGGCUGAAAUCGCACACACCAAAAAGCUCUUCCGACGCAGGAGAAAUGACCGACGAGCGAUUGAUCAGUUCACCCGAGACCAGUUAACCAUACUUCUGCCUACUGGCCCUGAGGGAAAACGACAUGUCUCAGCCAGGAGACAGCAGCGGCCUCAGGGAGGAGGAGGAGGAGGAGGGGGAGGUAAGAACCAACCUCAGCUGAUACAACAACAGUCACCGCAGCACCAGAGGGAUCACACCCAACAGCAGUCUCCAAACCAACAGCAGCAGAAUUUAACAGAACUGGGAGAUAACAGAAACAGUAGUGCUGGUCGGCCGCCUCGUCAGUAUCAAGGAGGACAUGGGCAGCGCCAAGGAGGACCGCCACACCACGGAUACAGCCAGAACCGGCGUUGGCACCACAAUCAAAAAGGUCAGGGGCAUGGACAGACAAACGCUACAGGUGAUAAAGGAGGACCCCCAAGAACAACCAAAGACAGAGAGACUGAGAAUGUAAAACCGGGUGACGAACAGAUCAGACCACCCCAAGACUUCAGCAGUAAGAGUCUCAAUGAAACACCCCAAUCUGAGUCAAAACCCACUACAAAUGCUUUCCCAGAUCUGACAUUUAAUAAGGAAUUGCCCAACCCACCAGGAAGUGGAAAGGCAAACGAGGGCCAGUCGGAGCAGCCCAAAAUCAGCUUGCUGCAGUCGUCAAAGGAGAGGCUGAGGAGGAGACUAAAGGACAAGGAAGAGGCACGCGUGGAGGCGUCGGGCUCCGGAUCACAGAGCAUGGACCGGCUGGUGGACCUUCUCAACAGCAUGAGGAGCAACAGCAGCGGGGUGGAGCAGCAGCUGGCCUCUUUCAUGGAGGAGGCUCAGUGUUCGGCGCGGUCCGAGGAGACCCUGGCUCAGGUGGUCAGCACGAUCUACUCCAAAGCCGUGUCAGACAGGAGCUUCGCCGCCACAGCCGCCAAGCUCUGUGACAAGAUGGCGCUGUUCAUGGUGGAGGGGACCAAGUUUAGAUCGCUGCUCCUCAACAUGCUGCAGAGGGACUUCUCCCGUCGAGAGGAGCUCCAGCAGUCAGAUGUGGAGAGGUGGUUAGGUUUCAUCACCUUCUUGUGUGAGGUGUUUGGUACCAUGAGGAGCAGCUCCGGGGAGCCAUUCAGAGUGCUGGUGUGUCCCAUCUACACCUGCCUACGAGAGCUAUUAGAGUCCACAGAUGUCAAAGAAGAUGCAGUCCUCUGCUGUUCCAUGGAGUUGCAGAGCAUGGGGCGUCUUCUGGAAGAGCAGCUCCCAGAGAUGAUGACGGAGCUUCUCGCAGCCGUCAGGGACAAGAUGCUUUGUCCGGCCGAAUCUCAGCUGACCCGCUCUCUCCUCAUGGAGGUCAUCGAGCUGCAUGCACACCGCUGGAGCCCCCUGGAGGCUCUCACCACCCAAUACUACAACCGUACCAUCCAAAAGCUCACCACCACUGCCUAGGUGCCAGCUCCUCCAGGAGGAGAGGAGACAAGCCCCCCCCCCCCCCCGCGAAACCG
Messenger RNA from Morone saxatilis (striped sea-bass), 2401 nucleotides. It is a transcript of the gene ctif, whose product is annotated as CBP80/20-dependent translation initiation factor. Bases 234 to 2345 code for a protein of 703 amino acids. The record is from RefSeq and is a predicted model, not a curated record. Gene Ontology annotation, biological process: regulation of translational initiation. Gene Ontology annotation, cellular component: cytosol. Lineage: Eukaryota; Metazoa; Chordata; Actinopteri; Moronidae. The transcript is spliced from 14 exons. Gene Ontology annotation, molecular function: RNA binding; protein binding; translation activator activity.